Coniophora puteana RWD-64-598 SS2 is the source of this 786-nucleotide messenger RNA. RefSeq lists its product as uncharacterized. NCBI's taxonomy places the organism in Eukaryota, Fungi, Basidiomycota, Agaricomycetes, Boletales, Coniophoraceae. Bases 105 to 743 code for a protein of 212 amino acids. The record is from RefSeq and is a predicted model, not a curated record. The transcript is spliced from 7 exons.
GAUGCACACAGCAAUUAUGUUCCCAAAGCGCUCGAGGCGAUAGGACAAUUCUUGCUGCCACCCUUCAUCAUGGGUUUGCAGGUUACAAUUCAGUUGGAUACCCCAUGAACGUUCCGGAAGUUCAAUCUAUGCACCAACGAGGUAUCUGCAAAGAUCAAGGGUACGAUGAUCCAGAGCAGCUAAGCCGAAUAGAAAAAGAAACCCUGGGGACCAUUGCGCCGUCAUCGAUUCAUCCUUGUUCCGCGCUCCCAUCCUCAGACACCAAGCGAAUCAAGAAUGCCCUCCAAGGUGAUAAACCGUUCAUCAUGCCGAGCGUUGCGGCGCCACUUAGGCCCAAAAACACCGCAGUUGUCUCUGGUAUUUCGACGACUAGCAAGGGAUGGAAGCAGCGCAUCCUCGUCUACGUCGUUGAUUGGGAAGGCGAAGUACAGACCUCGACGAUCUUCUAUUCUCAGGGCGACGGCGCGCUUCCGAUGAAGCAAGGUCCCAACAAGGAGCCCAGCUGGACCCCCGGAAAGACCUGGGACCAGGACAUGCGCGUGACGAUGGAGUACCAGUACGCACCGGCCGACGGAGAUGAACUCAGCUGGAUCCAGGGAGACUGGGACCAGCCUAAAUUUAUCGAGCAACCAGUCCAGCCUGUACCCGACAAUGCGAAGAAGACAGACACGAUUCCUACGAAAAGCGAUGGCGGCAAUGUGAACUACCAUGUGACGACGACUGUCGUCCAGACGCCGCCCUAAAUCUGAUAAGGCUGAGAGAGUCGCUAUAAAUAUUGUAACAUUA